Molecule: messenger RNA, 2520 nt
Organism: Dicentrarchus labrax (European seabass)
Lineage: Eukaryota; Metazoa; Chordata; Actinopteri; Moronidae
Product: neurturin
Exons: 4
Coding region: 228-902 (224 amino acids)
Molecular function (GO): growth factor activity; receptor tyrosine kinase binding; glial cell-derived neurotrophic factor receptor binding
Source: RefSeq, a predicted model, not a curated record
AGCAGCUCCUCUGACAGCAGGCAGCUCAGUCCCGCCGGAUCAGCUCUGCGGUCAGUGCUGUCACUCUCUGACAGUGUCUCCAGCCAUGAGGAGCGCCGGGAUCAGGACUGCGCCACCAUGCCACAGGAUAUAACCGAGGAAGCGACGCAGAGCCCCACAAAGAACAUCCGAGAGUGUGUGGAUUAUUACAGCAGGACGACAGCUCUGUGCGCUCGACACUCACGUCCAUGAUCGGCAGGGCGAGCAAACUCGGUAAAGAUGGAAAAACUUGGUGGAGGCAGGAGGUGUCGACUACCCAGCAUCACCUGAAGAACUGGAAGGUGAUGCUGUGGGUGGUGGCAUCGUUGCUGACACUGGUGGAAGAUGUGUUUUCUGAGGACGAGAAUAAAGAAGCUCAGUCAGAUCUCCAGGGUGUCCUCAGGCAUCCCUCCUGGUCUCCUGCAGAGGAACUGGAACAGGGCAGAGUCCACACACCCUGGUCUGAAGCUGUUGAGGAAUGGUCACUGACGCAGGGAAAGGAAAUCCAGCAGAGCAGAUGGCGGCGCUCCCCUCGUAAUCCAAACUUACCCAGAAUGUCACAGAGGAACCGCAAAAAGACCAAGAACAGUCGUGACUGCCACUUGGAGAAGAAGGAGAUGCGGGUGAAGGAUCUCGGCCUCGGCUACGACUCAGACGAGAUAGUCCUCUUUAAGUACUGUGUUGGCACAUGCCACAGCUCCCGCAAAAACUAUGACCUGGCCCUCAAGGCUCUGAUGGCCAAUGGGAGCAUCUCCGGCAAGAAUGUCAGCAGUCACCCCUGCUGUCGGCCUAUUCGCUAUGAGACUGUGUCCUUCAUGGAUACCCAGACUACAUGGCAGACAAUUAAGUGGCUCUCGGCGGCCAACUGCAGCUGUGUGGGCUGAUUGCAAAUAAUAUUGUCUAUCUGUAAUACACACACAUGCUCUUGUGUGAAAGAGCAGGACGCUCCAAGUCUGGUCUCUGUAGUGGGUGACUUGGACUUGGACCCUGGUUCAUGUGGUCUGAGGAAUCGGCCUGGGAUGAGAUCCACAGUGCAGUGGCCUGGACCGUCCCACCACUACUAGCUUUAUCAAUGGAGGUUCAAAUACCUUCAGAUAGAGCCUGGCGGCACCAGCAAGCUGUCUGGCUGUCUGCCACCAGCCUGGGGCCACCAGCAAUAAGCAUAGAGGAGGAAACUAUCAGUACUGUUCUAGUCCAUAGUGGAUUGGAUUUUGUCACUUUCAUUCAGCAUAUAGAAGGCUUUUGGGGUAAUGCAACACCCUCUGGCAGCCAUGUUGGAAGUCUUUAGUAGUACCAGUUUUCUGCAGAAAAUAUGAGUAGAAGUAGAAGCUAGCAUUUAAAGAGGCUAACUGCAUGCAGACAUUUGUGGCUGAAACAUACAGACUCCAGCAGGUAUGAUGGUUCAAAUGUUUCUUAAUUUGGGUUCACAAAUUAUUAAUUUGUGCCAAUUAAUUUACUGUAAACAUUGUCAUCUAUUAUGCUAUCUAUGAACUUAAACGGGUGUCAAAGAUAAAAGAACCCUUAAAUCAAAAACCUGAACCACUUACCAGUAUCUCAAUCCAAAAUCAAAAUAAACCUAUUUUAAUUGUCCAGUGUGUAACAUUUAGGAGGAUCUAUUGUCAGAAAUGGAAUAUAAUAUUGAUAGGUAUGUUUUCAUUAGCGUAUAAUCACCUGAAAAUGAGAAUCGUUGUGUUUUUGUUACUUUAGAUAACAGAUGUGAUUUGAUAUCUACAGAGGGAGCAGGUGCUUUUCUACAGAGUCCGCCAUGUUUAACUGCCAUGUUCCUACAGUAGCCCAGAACGGACAAAACAAACACUGGCUCUAGAUAGGGCCUUUCAGUGGGCGGCUGUGGCUCAGAGGUAGAGCGGGUCUUCCACUAAUCGGAAGGUUGGUGGUUGGAUCCCCGGCUCGUCUCGCUCCAUGUCGAAGUGUCCUUGAGCAAUGAACCCCAAACUGCUACUGAUGCUGUGCAUCGGUGUAUGAGUGUGUAUGAAUGAUUAGUUUCUGUUCCUGUGAGCAGUUGGCACCUUGCAUGGCAGCCACUGACAUCACUAUAUGAAUGUGUGUGAAUGGGGUGAGUGUGGCAUGUAGUGUACAGCGCAUUGAGUGGUCGAAAGACUAGAAAGACGCUAUAUAAGUACAGUCCAUCUACCAUUUCAACCUUUUCACAAGUUUCAUGGCCACUGUAGUUUCUCCUACACACUUAAAAGGCUGAUGUGUCCUUUAAAGCUAGGCAUGGUGGCUUUUACUGUUCAUUAGAGUGAACAUGUGUGAUCCACCAUCCAAUUGCAUAAAUUCACCAAAAUAUUUAUACUUUACUAAUAUACUUGAUGAAACAAAUUUAAUUUGAUGGUACAAAUUACAAUAAAUUUUCAUUUAACAGCAUAUUCUGGCAAAGCUAAUUCCCUUUUAUUUGAACUGCUGCUGUUGGCUGUAAAAAGAAUAAAAACUAAAUUAAAUUAAUAUUCAAAUAAAUUACAUUAAAAUAUAUUUAAAUUUGGA